Molecule: messenger RNA, 1355 nt
Organism: Linderina pennispora
Lineage: Eukaryota; Fungi; Kickxellomycota; Kickxellomycetes; Kickxellales; Kickxellaceae
Product: HECT-domain-containing protein
Exons: 3
Coding region: 4-1308 (434 amino acids)
Biological process (GO): ubiquitin-dependent protein catabolic process; protein polyubiquitination
Molecular function (GO): ubiquitin protein ligase activity
Source: RefSeq, a predicted model, not a curated record
UCGAUGCUGGCGCCCCGUGUGGCUAUCCUUCGCUACAUCCCGUUUGUUGUGCCGUUCAACGACCGCGUGCGACUGUUCCAUGCGCUAGUCAACAAGGACCGCGGGCGACUCGGGCUUGGGAGCCUGGGCAGUGCCAUCCACGCAUCGCCAAUGGGUAUGAUGGCGGUGGCCCGGGCUACUGUCAGGCGCGGGAGCAUCUUCAACGACGGGUUCCGCGCGCUCCGCAGCGACAACUUCAAGCGGCGCAUGCACAUCGAGUUCAUCGACCGGUACGGGAUGCCCGAGGCGGGCAUUGACGGUGGCGGCGUGUUCAAGGAGUUUCUGACGAGCCUCGUCCGCGAGGCAUUUGAUCCCAAGCUCGGACUGUUCAACACAACACCGCAGAACAACAUUUAUCCAAGCCCCAGUGCCCUGGAUGACGCAGAGCAGCGCAUACUGACGCUCGACAAGCUGAGGUUCCUGGGCGCUGUGAUCGGCAAGGCAUUGUACGAGGGUGUGCUGGUGGAUGCGCCGUUCGCGCUGUUCUUCUUGAUCCGCUGGAUGAACCAGCUGCCGGGCUUCAACGACCUGCCGACCCUCGACGAGGACCUGUACCGCGGCCUAGUCAAUCUCAAGAACUACCCAGUCGGCGAUGCCACACAGCAGUCGGACGACGACGACAGCGAUGAGGACGAAAUCUACCAGACGCGCACAGUGCCCCUGGUUCCGCGUGGCGACCGGCUCAAGGUCACCUCGCAAAACCGGCUCCUGUAUGUGGACCUGGUGGCGCAGUACCGGCUGGUCAAGCAGAUCGACGCGCCAGUCAACGCCUUCGUCGCCGGCCUGCACUCUGUGAUUCCGCCCGUGUGGCUCACGCUCCUGUUUGCGUCGCCGCUGGAGCUCUCGCACCUGCUGUGCGGCAACGCCAAUGCCAUCGACAUCGACGACUGGAAGCGCAACACCGUGUACGAGGGCGCCUACAAGGCGGCUGCCACGAAGCACCCGACUAUUGUCAACUUCUGGAGCGUCGUCGAGCACGACCUGACUGAGCGCCAGCGCAGCGAGCUGUGCAGGUUUGCGACCAGCUGCGAGCGCCCGCCGCUGCUGGGCUUUGGAGAGCUCACGCCCAGGUUCUGCAUUCGCAGCAGCGAUGACGGCGGCGAAAACACCGGCCUGAUUCUCCGGCCGUCGGAGGAGCAGAAUGCGCGGCUGCCCAGUGCAUCGACCUGCGUCAACCUGCUGAAGCUCCCGAUCUACAGCUCCCGCGGCGUCCUGCGCGAGAAGCUCGUCACGGCUAUUGAGUCUGGGGCUGGAUUCGACCUGUCGUAGAACUCUUUCAGGAGGUUAUAUUUUACAAGACAUUCUUCACUAGGUUC